Molecule: messenger RNA, 3684 nt
Organism: Cyprinus carpio (common carp)
Lineage: Eukaryota; Metazoa; Chordata; Actinopteri; Cypriniformes; Cyprinidae
Biological process (GO): dendrite extension; postsynaptic density organization; retrograde axonal transport
Cellular component (GO): axon; early endosome; endosome membrane
Source: RefSeq, a predicted model, not a curated record
CACUGGUGGCGCUGUAGAUUCAGUAGUGGUGUUGAUGUGCUGCAUAAUAGAAGUGCACGAGUAUUUUAGUUCGGUUUUCUGUCCGCAACGACGGAAAAUACACACAAACGUCAUUAAAAUCGGUCGGUUCCGGUACUGUCUAAACAGAACCGAACAAGAACUAGUUAUUGAUCCCUACCAUUUUCAUAGAGUAUAACGGCUCACUCAUAAACUAACAUUUGAAUUGCUCAGUCCAAAUUCUCUCUCUCUCUCGCUCUCUCUCUCUCUCUCUGGUCACACACACUCACACAUACACACACUCGGGGUAUCAGCGUUAUUUAUUGUGAGCUGCCGCUGAAGGACAGUUGGGGACGCUUAACGGUAUUCACGUUACCAGCCGUGAAAGAUCAUUGAUUGUGUGUUUCGUUGUCAGGAUUCAGAGGAUUUAACGCAGAUAAACAUGUCAUGCUACAGGCGUCUUUGAUCGUUUUCCGUCAUAUUAUUGUAAGUUUGGUGGCAUGCAAAAAGUACAUUCUGGAAUCUCAGAGAACCAUGAGCACUGUGGAGGAGGAGCCGGACCACAUGAUACCAUGAAGAGAAGCCUGCAGGUCCUGCCCCACCAGCUGCUGAGUGUUCUGCUGAUUCUCUCUGUGCCAGUUGGGCUGGUGUUCUCCGCAGAGGAGCUUCAACCCAGCCAAACCCCUCGGUAUUUUGUCUCGAUGUCAACAAGCAGCAGAACCUCUCUAGAACCCAUCAGUAGACCCACUACUGUCCACUCAUUCCAGACACCGAAGAACACUGUACCAUCUGCCAUAAUUCAAACAACAACAGUAGGGGCACAUCCUAUUGGUUCCAGAGUCCCUCUUCCAAAAUUAGAAGCAACCCAAGUGACCUCUGGAAGUAUGGUCAAUAGAACAAGCUCUGGGUUUUUCACCACUAAAACCCAAGACCAGAACUUUAGCACUAAUACCGACAAGCCAAGUACAAUCAGUAGAAAGCCAGUGAACCAAGCCACAAAUUCUGGCUUAGGUCAUUCUUUUCUCUCAGGGACUGAAAAUGAUGUGGACCCUGGUGUUGAGGACCUUUCAAGGACCACAGAUGCUGGAGAGAUGAAAGUGAAGGAGCCCAUUCAAUAUCCACCAUCGUCUUCAAACUACAAAACCCACAAAGGGCAGAACACGGAUAAGGAGGCUUCGCACCACACCAUUACAUUGCGCAAUGUGUCUUCAUUGGAGAAUCCCACUCUCCCAUUGGAAACGGUGCCAAGAGCUUUGGCACAAACUGGCAUCCAGUCUCCUCCCCCAGCUCAAGCCCUGCCCUCUAACCAUGUUACAACAUCCAAUCCCACUUCUACAACAAAGAGCGGAAACUUUAUGGUAAUCCAAGGUGAUGGAACCACCAAUAUGACCAUUGGUUCUGUUGUCUCUAUAAGUAAUACCACAGAUGUUAUCAACAGCACUGACGCCGCAUGGCCUGCAGCGAAUGAUUCGAACAUCUCAGAGGCACCCUCCCCAGCUAGCGGGAGCUUCAUGAACAGGCAGGUCCCAGCCACCACGCAAGGUCCAUGGGGAUCUGGGAACCAGUCAGGUCCUGCACGAAAAAAUCCUUCUCAAGAAAAAAACACCAUCUGCCUGGACAAAAUGGACAUUGUGUGGUUGGUUCUUGCCAUUAGCGUGCCUGUCUCCUCAUGCUCCGUGCUGCUUACCGUAUGCUGUAUGAGGAAAAAGAAGAAGUCUGCAACUCAGGAGAACAACUUGAGCUACUGGAAUGAUGCCAUCACCAUGGAUUACUUCACCCGCUAUGCUGUGGAGCUCCCACGCGAGAUACAAUCACUGGAGACUGAGGAACAAGAGACGUGUCUGCCCCCUAAUGGUGACUACAGCGACAGCGGCGUGGUUCUGGUUAACCCCUUUUGCCAAGAGACUCUCUUUAUCAACAGAGACAAGGCUUCUGAUAUCUAAACACACUAUAUUAAAAGGAGACAAAAUCCUUGAGGAUAUUCAAGUCCCUUUUAUUUGCUCGCAUUUUUUAAGAAUAUAUAUAUAUAUAUAUAUAUGUAUAUAUAUAUAUAUAUAUAUAUAUAAUAUAUAUAUACAUAUAUAUAUAAAUAUAUAGCCUACAUAUAUGUGGUGAACCUUCAGAGACUGCGGUUUAUAUAUGAAACUGGUUUCAAGGAGCUGAAAGAAUAUUACAAAACAGAACAAAUGCUAUUUACUAUGAGGGGGAGCCCCUGCAUAUUUUUCUGAUGUGGAUUUUCUACAGACGCUUCAUUGUGAUAAGGGUUUUUAUGUCUUUUUUGAAUAAAAACAAUAAGUGUGGUUGCUCUUAUGUCCCAGUGGCUUUGGUGGUGCAGAGUGCUGAGAAACAUGACGCGUGGUGUAAGGAUGCUUGUGUGACGUUACCCAAAACACUUAAUAUGAUUACUUAAAAAAGCCUGCCGCACUUGAAUUCUGUAUGUAAGGGGAUGCAGGGGUAAAGGGCAUUGAUUCUGGAACGCUUCUGGAAUGGGUCCAGUGGGUACUGCAGCAACCCUCGCUUCCCUCAUGGAAGAAACUGAGUUGAUUGCCUGUUUGCAUUUGAUGGAGGAUGAAUCACAACUUUCUGAGAUGGUUUGUCCCCAUUUGAGUCACCAGCCAAAAGACAAAACGACAAUUGUCCCAUUCCUUAGAUGUUCGAGAUGUUUUUGUGUGCGUAUAUGUCUUGUUGCAUGCAUCUUUUCUGAUUUGAGGUGUAUGUGUGUCUUUAGACUAGAUGUCAAACAGAGAUUUGGUUUCUAUCAAGACUUCAUUGUUAAAAACACCCUAAAAUUCCAUUUGCGUUGACACAGUUGCACAAGCAAGUAGAAAAAAUGCUUAAAUGCCAAUGAAAUGCCUCAUGCAAAGCCCUUGUAUGGUAAUGUUACUGUGCUCCACAUUUCACAUCAUAUCUGUUCAUGUUGUACGUGUUUGUGUUCAACUUCCAUAAGCAGGGCUAAGCAUUAUACUGUAUAACUGUAGUGGAAAUGCAUUCUGUUUUUAUUAUAAUUAUUAUUAAACCUCUAUAUUUGUUUAUUCGCUAUGACAUGCUCUGAUGAAAAUGGCACUAUUAUUGCUUAACAGGUUGGCUAAAUCUAUAUAUAUUUUGUUAGAAGACAUGUUUUUCUUAGUGAAGGGUGAAUGAGUGUGCUUGUGGUUCUGUCUAUCUUUGUCCCUUGUGUGAACAUUGACGAGAAUAAAUGAGACCAAAAUGAAUUUCUCUUUGAUUCUCAGUGCUUACUGCUGUAUUGUACAGUUUUUUAGAUGAAUGUCAAUGAUAUCACUGGAUGUAAUAGAGUGUAACUGUUAGAUAUAAAUACAUACAGAGAACCUAUUUUAUUUUGUACUUUCUUUGAACAUGUCACUAAGGUUGGUAACAUUUUUUAAGACUAUAUCAUCAUCUUUUCUUUACAUAGCCCAUUUUUUUGUCCUGUAUGCUUGGCAGAUUUUAUAUAAAUAUUGUUUUAAAUGAAUUUGUAGAUUGAUGUUUUCUGUUUCUUCUUUUUUUCAUUGUUUCCGUCCAUUUAUUUUGUGCUGGCAUGAGUUUUAGAUAUCUAAGGAGAGAGAGGUAAUUGCUCAGCUGACAGAAAUAAAUCGCUCUUGCAUAUUAUGAAUCAUGUCUGAUCUUUUGUAGCACAUAAACUGUACUUUUUACUGCUGAGCAAUACAAAUAAAAAGGCUUCGAAGGCUU